Messenger RNA from Achroia grisella, 598 nucleotides. RefSeq lists its product as uncharacterized. Gene Ontology annotation, biological process: synapse organization. NCBI's taxonomy places the organism in Eukaryota, Metazoa, Arthropoda, Insecta, Lepidoptera, Pyralidae. The transcript has 4 exons. Bases 1 to 522 code for a protein of 173 amino acids. The record is from RefSeq and is a predicted model, not a curated record. Gene Ontology annotation, cellular component: neuron projection membrane.
AUGGCAUUCGAUAUUCACACUCUUCAACCAGUAGUCCUCCUUAAUGAAGGUGGACAACAUGUUAGUGGGGACCCGGGCCACAAACACCUUGAAACACGCGUUGUGACUGGACUUCAGCUGCUGCCAAAAGUAGAAAUAAUAGACGAGCGUGGACGUCCACUUCAAGAUAAGUUCUACAAAGAAGGCUCGAUUAUUGAGUUGCGGUGCAUAGUCAGCGAGGUGCCGCAGCCUACGCGUCAGGUCAACUGGAAGCAUGGUGCAAGACUGCUGAACUACGAUACGAAGAGAGGAGGAGUUAGUGUGAAAACGGAGGCAACCUCAAACGGCGCUCUCUCCCGGCUGUAUAUAGCGAAUGCGAACAGAAAUGAUUCUGGGAACUAUACGUGCUCUUUGGCGGAUGUAGCAGCAUCCGCUGUAUCCGUUCAUGUACUGAGAGGGGAAAAUCCUCUCGCGAUGCAGCGUGGGGGCGCCGCGAGUCUUUCGUUUUCAUUGGCGGCUUUGUUUAUUGCGCUGACAAGCUGACACAUAGCCGGCACGCGAUGGAUGCAUAAUUCGUGUAAUUAGAUAAAGUUACGAUAAAUCGCUAGGGUAAAGUUUC